Messenger RNA from Xyrichtys novacula (pearly razorfish), 14769 nucleotides. The record is from the annotation of a GenBank genome assembly. NCBI's taxonomy places the organism in Eukaryota, Metazoa, Chordata, Actinopteri, Labriformes, Labridae.
GAGGAGUGGUGCCUGGAUGCUGAGGGUGUGGACCAUCAAGUUCAGGUUGGGAUUGUUAUAACGUGUUUUUUGAAGUACUUCCAAAAGGAAGCCGCCAGUCUAAUACCAUGGGCAGGGACUUUUGAAGCUAGAGGAAAGAAUAAUUGUAACCAUCCUUGGCCUUAGAAUGGGUUUAAUCAAGGAUUAAAGUGAAGCCAGUGAAAUGCUUGCGGUCCAGCCCCUCUUCUUCUUCUUUGACACAACUAAAAAUAAAUGAACCUUAAAAAUGUCUGUUUCUACUUGAAUGUGCUUCUUUAAUUCUUUCACUUCGAUCCAGGUUUCGAACUGGAAAAUGAACAAAAUUAGUCCUGGUUGAACCCGUACAAAGUCAUGCAUGCACUGACUCCCUCUUCUUUCCUCAGCGUGUAUAAUUCCUUCUCUUUUUGUUGGUUUAUUUCCACAGUUGUGAGGAAUUUUCAGACAACACCUAUUUUGUGGAAACUCCUUCCGCAACCCCAAAAGGUUGUCUACGUAACCUCAGGGGAGCAGCCAGGGACUAUGUAAUUGGAGAAGAUUGAGUACACAGAGCGAGAGUGCGGCCUGGUGAGCUAUUGAGAGGUGAAACAAAGAUUACCAGAUGUUUACCCAGCCCAGCCAUAUGUGAGCUGGUUUGCGAACUUCUGUGCGAGAGUGUGUGAGUGGCAGACAGAAGGAGUUUGAACAUUUGACCCUGUGUCCAUUACAGGUACAGAAAAAAACUCUGCGGCCCAUUGACCAUGCAGCCAACGCAAAACAAUGACGUGUUGCCUUGUUUGGUUUUCCUCUAAAAGGAAACCUAGUAUUCCUCAGCAUAUCACUCAGGAAUCCCCUUUUUCACUGAUGAAAACCAUGGAGCCGUCAAAAUAAAGCUCAGCUGCCUGGUUUCAAUUAAAGCAUUGAAUAUCAAAGACAAUCACUCCCAUUUUAAUGUGCAUUUUUUAUGUGUUCCCGGUUUAUUUUGACGGAAAAUUUGUGGGUGGAGCACUUGCUAAUUGGUAUGGAAAGCUUGCACCUGUGGUAGACCAAUGUUUUGAAAGUCAGAAACAUUGAAUAUUUGUGUUCUAGUCUUGUGAGAAGGAGCCAUACUUAGUCAAAAAAACAAUUCCAGACUGGAUCUGAUGUGUAAAAUUGUCUGGAACCAAAAAGUUACGCAGUGAUUGGGAAUAUUUUGAGCUUUUGAUUUCAUACUGGGCAAUAAUUUGUCAUUCAUCUUGACCAGUUAAGAAGUAUUUAACAUGAGUUAUGGGCUUUCAAACCUCACAUCAUCAAUCUUUGGGACCAGAGUCUUUGAAUCCAGACACCUCAAGGUGAACAAAAGUUCAUAUUCGUAGUUUUACGCCACAGAUGCCACGUGCUUUGAUUCCACCAUUCCCAGUCAGUAUUAAAAGUUAGCUUUAAUUAUGUUAUUGUCUAAACAAAGUACGUCAACCUUUUGACACAUCCAGUAUUAUGUCAUGGCGCAGAGGGAAGGGAAGUUUGUAAGAUCUGCACAGCUACUCUGACAUGAUGCGAAAUACAUCAUGUCUAACACACCCUGCAUAAUAACUUGGUCCAUUUGUAGCAGCAGAAUAUCAGUCAGUCAAGAUGGUUCUGUGAAUGAAUUCUUCAUGUUUGAGUUUCCAGAUGUUGAUGCUGCCAGUAUUUGGAGUUUAUGUUCUUCUAUCAUCCUCAAGAUCAGCUGUAAAUCCAUCUCCGGCAUGUAGCCCCGGUUCUUCCUUUUACAAUGUAUUUUAUACACUGUCAGAUAUAAACAUGGAGUCAAUGUUUUUUUUGUUUUGUUUUUUCAGUUUAAUGUAAUUUCCAUCCUUGCUGUCAAAACACACAAGAACAAGAUAACUACAUCUGAUUCCAGUGUCUUGGAGCAAAACAAAGUGGAACCAUUAAGAAUGGCAUUUGUGUCUGCAGAGUGAGAAAAGGAGGCUGGAACUUGAUGACACAAGGACAGCUCUGCAAUGGCGUGAGUUUUGGCCAGCUUUACAAUGAGAAGACCUGAGGAGAAAAAUCAAAGCUGUGAGGUCAAGAGAAAGGUCAGUGCUUUAAUGGUAAAUUAAAUCUGCACAUAUAGUGUUGGGUUCACAGCUCAGCUUAAUAACUGUAUGUCAAAUAUAAAAAGCUGCAUUUCUCCAAUUUUAAGCUCUUUUGUUGAUGUUAUUGUCCUGCUUGUGUGUAUGUUAUGAAUGGGGCGGAUCUAUCAGGACAUUCCUUCCAUUCUGGUGGCAGAGAGGUGGAAUCACCGGGUCUAUAUAUACAACAAAGUGCGUCACUCUCCGUCCUCUUCUCCUCCUCUGUGGUCUUGAGACUACAGGGACAACUAUGAGUUACUGUGGAGUUCUGUCAUUAGUGGUGCGCUUUAAUCUCUAAAUUAAAGGGCUAGCUCAUUAAAUAUCACUACAGUCUGCAAACAGGGACACAUAUAAUGAGAAUUUCCUGUUUAAUAAAAGAGCUGGCUGACAUUUAAUUCAUGUUAGUCAUGUGUAACUUUGAUAUGAGAAUUUUUACUGUAGCGUAACAGUCAGGAAAUACAACUACCCCCUUCAUCAUGAUUACAUAUUUUCAUCAUCAUCAUAAAUAUCAAUAAAAGUCUAAUACAGCUCUUUGAAUUCUCCCAAACUGCACUCUGGGUCUUUAACUCCCAGUUUGUCGGAUACACCUGGAGGGAUUUUGGGCUCCAUGAAAAUAUAUUAAUGUUGGCACCACCUCUUGACUGCCGCAAAUGUGCUGGUAUAUUUUAACAGUUCUGUCAGUGAUUGGCCCUUAGAAACUUUUCUCUGUUAUUCAGUGCCCCUGACUGCAGUGGAGUAAUUUCGGUUGUAAGUAGCUGUCCAAAUUGUAUAAUAUGACCCAUCCACUAUCUGUCAUGGAGUCUCUGACCACAAAAAACACUACAUAUAAAGAUAAAGGAAAUUGAACGCAGUAAGAGAUAAGUAGAUCCAAAUCUGAUCUGUAUUUAAAGAUGUAUCAAUAAAUCUGUUGACUGCCCAGUAAGGAGUUUCUUUGCUGGUGAGAGAACAGGCGAAACAAAAUAUUGAUGCCUCUUAAUUACAAUCAAAGGCAUAUUAGACCAUUAGAAAUGGGAUAGACUAUUUUGAUAUGGUUUUUGUAAUGCAAAAACUGCUAGCAAGGAAGAGGAGGUGUCAAUCCAGCUGAUGGACUGCACUCUACCAAAACAGCCUGUCCUUAAAUCAUGUUAUUUGAGUGUGAAAAUAAAAAAGGGGAUGCUUUUAGUUAGAAAGGACAAAACAGGACGAAGAGAAGAGGUACUGCUUUGUCGCCAGAGUGACACCAGAUUUAACACAAACUUAAAGUUUCUCACAGGAGCUUUAAACUUUAAAAUAUUACAGCUCCAGUUCAUGUGCUAAAAUGUUUUAAACUGUACUGAAAUUCAGAAUUUCAAAUGAAUUGCAUCACUCUGUAUGAAAGGAACUGCACUGUAUACCUUAUGUCAAAAAGUAUGGCUCGUAGAAAAUAGAAAAAUUGAAUAUUUCAUUGUUUCAUUCAUCAUCCAAUCACCUUUGAUUAUUUGUAUGAUUUCUUAAAAAGUAGCAGAUGUUAAAAUAAGAUUUAAAGUUCAGUUUGUUCACAUUGUAUUACAGUCUGCAUACUGUAUUUAAUACACUGUGCAUUUUUUCAUUCUUAUGAAACUCCAGAGAGGGAAAGACUGGAGUUUUGGUGGGUCACUAACAUGCUCACACCCAUUGUUGUCAAGUUCCCUAACUUGAUUUAUAGCGGUGUAAUGUUUCUUACUGUAUUAGAGUUCGAAUUUAUUACUUUGGUUCUCACAAUUUGUUUUCCAGAGAGAUUCGACGGACCUUUGAGCGGAUGGGAAGUCAAAUUUGUGUUGGUUAUGAAGACAGUUAUGAAGCAGAUCGGGUCAUAAGUGUCUGCAAUCCUUGGAGUGGAGAGACACAUCGCUCAGUGACGACAAGAGAAGAUCACGCCGAGGUGAUACCAAAACCAACCACCUAAUCAAAAUUACAUCAUGUCUCCAUUACGAGCAGGCCAACAAAGAUGUCACAGUUUUACGUAAGUAGUAAAUUGGACCCAAAGAAAAUGUCCCAUAGACUCGCACGAUAUCUGUACUGUUUUGAAACGCUUUAUGAUAAUAUUUCUCUUCAUGGCUAUAGACCCAGAUUAACCUCCUUGGAUGAUUGCCUCAGUUUCAUAUGCCCACUGAGGGUAUUAUUACACAAAGCAAAAAUUCCAGGUGUCUAAUAAAGUUAUUAAAUCUCUUCAUUUUGCAAAGUCAUAUGCCAUUAUUUUUGUAUGGUUUUUAUAUGAGCACACCUGCUCUCAAUACAUUCUCCCAGAGGUCUGUAGGGAGGUAAUAACCUCCAUCGAUUCCGUGAGUUCGGACACAUCCUGCAUUUUUACAGUCCAUUGAAAAAGGUACUGAGGAGCAGAGAAGCAGUAAAUGAGUGUUCAACUAUGACACCAUGUCUGCCUUUAUUAUUCCCCCUCAUAUGUCAGUUCACACAUUAUUUCCUAAUAAGUCAAUACUCUGCGCUCUGUGUCUUGCACUUCAUUUAGAGUGACUGUAGAUUUCCUCUUUCUUGAAUCAAAGCCAGAUUCUUUUCCUUUUUCAACGAUCGAGGGAUUCACUCCAUACCGCCCUGCCUCUGUAGACUGUUCGGGGGCUGAUCGAGUAUCUUCUCAGUGGUUCGGCUCUCAAACUGACACUACAUCUGGGAUUAUUUCUCUCCAGCGAGCAGGUUGUAAUUCAAGACUUGCAACUGACUAUUGGAGGUGAUGACCUCUUGUGAUUUGGGCUUACGCUGCAGCUUACACAAGGCCGCCACACCAGAGCCAGGGGGGACAUGGGUUUUACAGGCCCACCCGCGAGGAGAGCACAACUAUUUCCUCUCCAUAAAUCAAAAUGGACACGCUCUGUCUGGGGGCCUUCAAUAGAAACAGAGCAUGUACAUUUUUAAAAUUAAAAAAAGGCUGAAAUUAACUUUUUUUAAGGGGGGUCCUCAUUGACUGAGGUCUUACGCAAGCACAUUCUGUAUAUUCAUCAUGUGCUGGUGUAACUUUUUUAAUUCCCUGUGAACAUGUUGGCUUGCUUGCUUUGGUACUCUAGGGAAAACAAUAAGAGACCCCUGAAAACCCUUCACAGGGGCAGACUCCUGAAAAAGCAUUUUGAACAGCAUUUUCACAUUUUAUGUUCACAUUUUUUAUUUAUUUUAUGUCAACAUGAAUUUAAAUGUAUGUCAUCCUAAUGUUAAUCGAGGACAGUGUAUCUAAUCUAAUCUAAUAUUCAAUUCUCUUUUUGAUCUCCAACAACUUUUGGGGGGGAAGUACGGCAUCUGAAUCUAGUUAGCUAGCUAGCUACGACGCUGUGUUGUGCAGGUACUUCAAAAAUGAUUCUCUGCACUUGGUGAUCAAAAAUUAUCAAUCAAUUAAUCAAUAAUAUUGCACCAAUUUACAAUAAAUACUUUCUCAAGGUGCUUUUCAGAGGAGGCUGUUCCAGACCGUACUUUGUUUUCAUACUAUUUACAAAGUCACAACUCCAAUAAGGUAGGUUGGAUUUUAGCCAUAGACUGUAUAUAGAUGGACGCCGAUUGCCUCCUCGCUGGGUGAAGCCAUUCUGAGAACAGCACCCUCUGGUGACGGGCUGCAGUAUAGGUCAUAAAUCCCGCCUCCGCCAGCCAUCCUUAUGAGGCUCUGGACAAACUUCAGAAAUUUAUUACAAUGGUUAUAGUACCAAUCAUAAUGGUAAGAGUAAAUAAACAUAAGACUGAUCUUAUCUAUGCCACUUAAAGUCAACAGGUCUCAUAUUUGCAUUUACAAUAAUGUUGAUAAUAAUAGAGGUAGGAAUGGCAAUAUCAUUUACAGCAGUGUGAGUCAAGCCGUCAUAAAAUCCAAAUAAGCUUUUUCAUAGUAAUAACGUUGAGACUGAUAUUAAUAGAUGUUGGAGUUGGGCAGCAGCAGCAGGCCGUCUGGAGCAACAUGCGGUGAAACCUACAAGACAAGGGAGCUCCCAGAUACAUCUUUGGUGUGUAACUUUGGUGGGAAAUGGAGGUUCAGAAGUUUGUGAGGAGAGACAUGAAAAGACAGGAGCUCAGUGUGCCAGUUUCCCCUGAAGUAUGAGCCUAUAGCUGCAUAACUGAGAGCUAGUCCAGACUGAACUAUGGCGGUCACGUUAUCAAAAAGGAAAGUUUUAAGUCUACUCUUAAAAGUAGAGAGAGUGUCUUCAAUAAAUAUCACUAAAAAGAGUGAGAGCAACACGAUAAGGAAAAUGUUGCUUUUGUAACUAUCGCACUACGGUAAAAACAUAAAGUGAAAUGAUGCUAAAACCCUUGGUAGAGCUCCACAGUUAUGUAAUCUGUAUUAGUUUAACAUCUUCUGAAAUACAAAUAGUAGAUAGACCUUGUUUACAUAGAAUAAAUAAUAGCAGCUUAGGUGUUUAUAAGUUUUGUUUUAUCAGUUCAGUGGCCUCUUUUGUCAUGUCUGGUUAUUAAUUUAACUUCCGCUCCAUGUACUCUCCAAUACAGUGUCUGUCUUUUCUUUGACAUUUCUUGAUUCCUCCUCCCGUCAUAAAAAAACAAUUACCACCGUUUUCCUGUAAUGAUCCUCUCUGCAGAGACCAGAGGUUAUGGAACACACAUACAGACAAGUCAUGACAUGACUCACCCUCCGAACAGCGUCUACGAGUUUGUUCUCAGGGAGAUGAAUGCUUUUAGUAUCCGAGACAUGGUGUCAUUGACAUCCGGCACAUAUCAGGCAGUAAUGUCACAUUUCCCUAAAGAUAUGGAAAUUAUUAAAACGUUUUUUUGUAUGUUCCACUGCAGUGAUGUGUCACUAAAGGCCCCAGCGUGAUUGCUUGGGGGAAAAAAAGACAAGAAAUUAAGAAACAAUUCUCAUUCCAGAGCUCAUGGCAAUUUUUCUGUCUGCAAACUUCUCACUGCUGCAACUGGCAAGUAGAAAAUCAGUCCCUGGUGUCCCCUGAGUAUUAGUGAGUUGAUAAAAAAAUGUCAGUGCAUGACAGCCCAUAUUUUCCAAAGUAAACCCAAAGGAGGACGUCCUGUAACAAUUUAGCCAGAGCGCCUGGCUGAGACUCUGCAGAGCUGCAUUUGUGGGUAAUUGGUCGAGCAGCAGAGGAACGACCUUAAGUUUAGAUUCAGGCAGUUAGGAGACCUUGGAGACGGCCUUGAUCCCAAAGCUGUCCCUCACAGGCUUAAACGCUGAGACUCUGCUUAUUCUUCACCACCAGGGAAGCGUUCAUAGAUAUUAUAAUGCCUGUGCUGUAACAGCACAAAGCCUGGUAUGAUAUAAGAGCUAUAAUUCACCUUUUAAUAGAUUAUCUAAUGAAGAUUUCUGAGAUUCUGCUCAGUGGUGGUCGAGCAUUUGUGUUUUCUUUUCUUAGCUCAGCAGUACGUACUCAUUUUUUGACUAUCCUGGUGUUUCUUUAAGGAAAUAUUUUAAAUCUAGAAAGAAUCAAUUAAUUUCUUGCACCUCUAUAAGUCCUUGGGAUGUCUUUCCAAUCACUGCUACAGUCGCACAUCUUUAUGUGCUCCACACAGAGCUCAAAUACGACAUCUGCUCUCUAUAAAGUUUACAAUGAGCUUCUUUACAGACUCUAUACGGUAAAACCUUCCUGAUAAAUCCAGUUGUUAAUAUAUUCCUGUGAUUACUUAACCAUUUAUGAGUGCAGAAAAAUGGUUAGCUUUUCACUUAGCCGCCUUCUAAUGCCUUAAAUUGAUUAUUCUAGCCAAUCAGAGGCUGGGUUCAUAAUUUCAUCCAGUUGGAUGUGCUGAAAGUGAUGUAGGUAUGAACUCUAAUCUCAUGGAGUCAAUGUAGAUUGAAUCUGUGUUUCUACAUCCUUUAUAAAUAACUAAUACAAAUACAACACAACAAUAAUAAUAUCUAUAUUUGACUGUUUCUUUCAUAUUUGACUGAUAAAGAGAAGAAGAUAAAAGACUAACAGCAUUUGGUCCAUAUGCUAACAGUAGAUGUGUCAGACAAUAUAGAAAGUUGCAUUGUAUCCCUCUGUAAAUUGAGCAUUAUCGGUUGCAACACUGACGGAAAAGUCUGCAAACUACAAAUGGACUGGCCUCCACUCAGCAAAGUGCCUCAAAAAGGAACAAAACCUGUCCUCUUGCUAUUCAAUAGGGUCAAUGUACAGUACCAGCAGUGGCUUUAAGUGCAGGGAGCUCCCCAUUGAUCAGUAGUGGAACGGGAUCCAGCCAGCUGGGGCUGCAGGCUGGGGAAGCCGUGUUCUUUGCAGUGAGGUAAUACCUCAGACAUCUGCAGCAGGUUCUAAUUAUGCCAGAACAACUCAGUGUCUGGCUGCGUUUGGCUGGAGGAAGAGCCAACACAAGCCAUUCUGCUCGUCUCUGUGCGUAAGACAUAAAGGCCAAGGGGAUGCCCUCACACCGCCCAGCUCCGUCAUCGGCUGAUGGAAAAGUUCUCAUGAGCAAGAGCUGCCUCAUAGAAGAGAUACAGGUCAUUAUUUCAUCUAAUCCAUGCUGGGUUCACUAUCAGUCUCUCUGCCUCACUGAAUUUUUCACAUUUAUUUUCGUAUCAUAAAUUUUGUGCUAAAUGUUUUUCCCUAUAAUGUUGGAUAGUUAGUUGGACAGGGUGUUUUGCAGACCUUUUAACCUCUGACUGUGCCACGACACAAGGUGGUGCUACUGUAUCUUCCUGUUCUGUUGCUACGCAGAGGUGCUGCUGCAACACAGCCAAACAGGCAAACAGGGUGAAAGCCAUGUGUUUAAGGUCAGCUCUGUUUUAUAAUUUCAGCAGCUAAUUUGACUUCCUGUAAGUGUGGAAUGAUUAAGUACAUUUCUUUAUGCUCAGACUAAACUGCCUGAGGUUGAGAUGCAUUCCUCAAAGCUGCAGCUACAUCAUUUGUCAAAGAUCGUUCUGUUAUCUUUGAACUUUACCCACCUCGACGAAUUCUGUCGUAACAGCAUAGCUCGGAAAAUGUUUCAUUUCAUAAUUAAACCGAUAUUUCCUUCCAUGUGACAAAAUUAAAGGUUAGUCUACAACACCCAGGUCUUAAAAUACGCUGGUAAUAAGAGCAGAAGUAUGCUUUGCAGUCAAACCCUUUAUUUGAGCAAGCUGUAAACUGUAAGUUGACAGUGAUUAGCAGGAAAACAUUUGCUGCUAUGGCAACUGAUCAGCACAGCGUGUAACAGAGAUGCCUGUGUUAUGGAGCAGAUAAACCUGCCAAUUAUGCUCAAUCUAUUUUAAUUGUUCUUUUCAAAGGACUAUAAUUCUGCUUUAUUAAAGACUUGUAGAUUUACAGUCAGAAAGCUUUAAGUUUACUCUCGUAGACUUUGACAUUACUAUAUGAAUUCUUCUGCCCUCCCUGACCUCAUGGGUACACAAAAACAGCAUGCGCCCGUGCUACACCUUCACAUGCACGCGCUUGCUGCGGCUCAACAGUAGCUGCAAAUGCAAUCUUGAAUUUUGAUUACACAGGCGGCAGAGCAACCUCAAAUCUCAUCAUUAGAGGAGCUACAGGGGACGAGAGCAAACCCUCUGUAGUCCCACCACACAAAUAGAGUGGUGACAGUUUAAUGGUCUCCCUGCUCACAGCACCACACCCUCGCCACGCUAUAUUAAAGACCCCGCUCCCACCCCAGCACGUGACGUCAGGUGCUUGAACCUGCGCUGCGGAGCUUUGUGGGAUUGUUAAUCUGCAGGGGGGGGUGAAAUUCUCUUGAAGUGAUGACAUUACUGUGCGUGACUGCAAAUGGAAAUUCUGCGGGCCUCCAUCAUCGUUAAGGCCCCUAACAUUAACAUUUACUUCUCAUUUAUUUAUGCUAAUCAGUAACAAAUGGAUUUCACUUUUAUUUCGGUGAUUUGCUAUCUGAUAUGUCUAAAUAAUUAAAAGCUGGAAAGACGUUACAUAUUUCAUGCUUUAGCAAUUCUUACGAGAACCUCAUUCCAUUGUAAUGAAUUCUCUAAGCCUGUUUCUGUCCCCAACAUCCACAACGAAUAUUCAUUAAUUUUCCCCCUUCAAGCCUUUUCCAAAUAAUAUGACUACUUUUUCCUGUGAGCCAUCUACGGAGACUUAUAACCCACAGACUUUCUGUCUCUCUGAGCCCCAUAUUCCACAUCACAGGGACCUGGUUGAGAGGACUGUUGAAAGUUUGCUGGAGCCUCAGCAGCCUCGAAGGACUGACAGUCUUCUGAGUGAGAAAGUCCAGAUGGAGCCCCACGCUUUGAGCUCCUAAUGACCGGCAGUAUCAGCAGAUCCUUAAGGGGAAAGCUCUAACGCGACAGAGAGGGAAAGGACUCAUUAAUAAAGAUAAUGAAGCGAACGAGCGCUCUAAUGGGUGGCUGGAGAUGAAAACUUAAGAGUCAGUCAGGGGUGAGAGCAUGGCUGGUGCUUGUUAAGGAGACACUCAGAUAGAAACCGGAUGUUCACCAAAGAGUGUGUUUGACCUUAAAUAACCGUAGUAAACACAUGUUGGCCAACUUUUGCCAAAAAAUAAGUCCGUGAUUAUAAAUUCCAUUGUCUUAAUGACCACAUCUGAAUGGUUUCCAUCUCUGAUGUGACAAGCAGCAGAAACAAAUGAAGCAAUUUCCUUUGCGGCAUGUUUGACAUUAUAAGAUCCAGUCAAAUAGCUGAAACGGCCGAUGAAUGCAGGUUAAAGGUUGAAGAGGCCUAGUGAGAGAGCCCCAGUAAGUAUCUAGAGUUGUAUGUUAAACCAAGAAGAUGAUCUGUCCCUAAAUUUGGAUUACAAAGUCAAAAGUGGGAACAGUCAGUACUGAAGAUAAAGUUAAGUCAUGCUUUGAUUUUUAAAACUCUUGUGAUGAGUGUUUUAAGUUGGUCAUAAAACAGACCAAAAGUAAUAAUGACUCUUUCCUCAUGAGUCAAAACAGCAAAGGUCAUCCACAAUGACUCAUUAUUUCUGGUUAUCUUUAAUGUCUCUAAACACUGCCACCGCAGAGAUGUCAGAUAAGCACUUGACUUACCACUGCAAUUAUUCACUGUGAGUAUGUUUGGCCAUUAAGUAAAAAAAAAAUCACCAUUUUAAGUAUGAGGCAGGAUUUAUUGAAGAGAUAAAAUGUAUUACGUUACGAUAAACAUCAUUGCGUUGCCAAAAUCUACUCAAAGAAAAAGUUCUGCUCAGUAGCUUUAAGAAGUCACAUUCAAAUAGACAAAAGGUGUUUAUAUAAUGAACCUUUUUAUGCGUUUGUACCACAUGGACCAAGGCUGGACUACAACCCUGGAAGCUCACAGAUCCUUAAAAAAAAUGACUGACAAGAAACAGACAAACAACAUGCUGUUUGUAUAGCAGCAACCACGUUUAUAUCAUCAAAUAGAUAAACAAGCUCAAUAUAGUUUUCUGUCCACGCUUCAUAGUGAUCUUCUUAAGCUUAAAACAAUUCCUAAUUUCUAAAAUCAGUCUUCUUAUUUGACUUUUUAUACCAAACCUUAAAUAAUGUCGCAGUGAAUGACUUUAUUUCUCUCCAGUGUACACACUCGUUUCUCCAUCUCCACCAAAUAUAGAUGUAUAUAUCUAGCUGCUAAAUAUUUGUCCUUUCCACCAUCAACUAACUAAUACCACACUGAUCAGGAAGCUGUUUCCCAUUUGUCAAAGUCCUUUUUUUUUGUGGCAUUCAGAACUUUUGACGUUUAAUCCUCAGCUGCCAAACGGUGCAUGUGUGCCAAGGUAUGUCCUCACUGUUAAUGAACUGUAAAUGGUAUAGAUACUAGAUCUGCUCAUCCAUAAUCUUUAAAAUGUAAAUAAAAGUCACCGUUGUGUAGAAGGUAUCUAUGACAAGUUCCCCUUUUCUGUCUUUGAAGGGGAAACCUGCUAAUGCUGCCUCCUGUAGACCCAGUCAGCAGGAGUUCAGCACCUAUGUUGUGUCUUUCUGGUGGAGUCUGAAGCAGUUUCAGGUAAAGCAACAACCUUUCAUUGGUUCCCUUUUUGCUGGAGAACAUUUGACAUACAUGUGCACACUCACUCUCUGUUUUCUGCCCCUCUUCUCAACAUGUGGCUCACAGAAAUCUGCCAGCGACGGCGGAGAAGAAGAAGAAGCGUGUCAGCAAGUAAACACCAAAAGUGAACAACCCAGGUUUCAGAUGUUUGAGAAGGAAGUAAUGAAAUCAUCACAUUUGUUACAACUUAGGAAAACCGAUUUGAGUUGUGGUGAGUAAUACUAGAUGUACACACAAACGUUGUAUGUUUACAAGAGGACCACAAAGGGCCCCUUGAAGUUGUAUCGGAGGUUAAAUUUGAUCUUUGAUUCAAAGCUGUAUUUAAUUUACCCUCCAUCCUCUGAGAUAAUUACAAUACUCUUGUUUUCUGCAUCUGAAUGAACUGGAAGAAAGUCAAGUUUGUUCAUGAUUGCACGAGUAAACAGUGCACCAAUCAUAAUCAGACAUUUCACACCAUUAUGGGCUCAUAUAACGCUGUUUACUUCAGCAUCCUUCUUCAACACAAACUCACUCUUUAACAGAUAUAGCUCUUAUAUUACCAAUAAUUCCCUGGUGUAUGUGUUUUACAGUGUCUGCAUUUAUUUCUUUAUUCAGAAAGGUGAGAAAAAGAAAUUAAAAGCAAAAAGUCAAAUGUAACUUUCUUAAACCAGCUGAAAUAACUAAAUAAUCUUCUUUUCUGAGCCUUGUCUGUGCUUGCAGCCUUGUAUACAGUAUGCCUUCACAUUUUUAGCCCUGAGCCAGGAGAUAGAGCCUCUGAGAAGGGAAACAGUAUGUUGAUACGCCCAGGGCCAGUGGAAAAAACGGCCCGUGUGAACUGUCAGCACCAGAUAGCCACAGGAGCAGCUAAUCUGCUCUAAGGCCACCAUUCACAACCAUGUGCCACUUGCACUCUCACUGACCGACUUCCUCCGUGUGCACGCAGAAGAAGGUGGAGAGGGUCUGGGUGUACCCGCUGCUGGAAAUCCUGAGUAAAGAUAUACACGCACGAGAAGAGGAUUUCCAAACAUUGGAUGCAAUUGAACUCUGGGAAACACACUUCCUGGCGAGGGACCCCCGCUUGGAAAACCACUUUGAAUGCAGACUUUAGUGUAAGUCGCCCAUGGAUUGAAGACACAAUGAUAUGUAAAAAAAACCUACAUUAUCUCAUCCUGAACUCUGAGGGAGGUGUUGACAUGAAGCUUGUGCUUUAAUUAAAUCUACAAAUUCUAGACAAUGGAAUACAGAUCAUUUAAUCAGCCACUCCUUCUCUGAAUGAGAAGAGCAAAUAAAGGAUUGUUUGUACAGUGACUAAGAUUGAGGAUGGAUGACUAUGGUGGAGACCAAACCCCAUGAUAUCAUACACUAUUCUGUAGAUCUCCUCAAUGGAAAUGUCUUUACCAUUCAUUAGUGCUGAACAGAUUUAGCCUUGUCAUUCAUAAAGCUGAAAUCCUUUGAUUGCUGUUGAUGAGUGAUCAUUAAUGACUGAUACUUGAUUUGGAUGAAGUAGUCAUUACAUUGAGCAGAAACAUGAGCAGGUAUGUUUCAGGACCAUAGACAUUUAGAAGAAUAGACACGACCACCAUGAUGUUACCCUCUGGUUUACUUUUUUGACUAGUUUCUGAAAUGAGACUUCAAAACGUGCAUAAUGGAAAACAAAUCUCUGCCUCCAAAUAUUUUUGCGUCUACUUUCACUCGCCGGAAAGGUGAGGCCAUUUUUUUUUUUACUCCUGCUGGUGCAAUAAACUACGUGUUUUCUACUUGCAUGAAAAUAUCAUGGGCAAAAGGCAAACACAGCUGUAAUACCAUGUCCAUCAACUGGAAUUAGGAGACAGCUGACUGCACCCUAUAUCAUGCCAGACUAGAUUAAUUAGUGCAGUUUUUAUGGAUAAACACUGACUAUAGAGAACAAAACUGCUGUUGUAUCAGGCUUUAGGGGUUUAUGUCUACUGUACAGUUGUGCACUUUGAUAUGGGGCUUUAUGAAUCAACCUCAAGUGGCCACUCAUGGAACUGCAGUCCUGCAUCAUCUCUGUCACUCAGCCCUAUAACCACUUGAUAGGCAUGGUUUAAUAGUCCUUUACUGUGUUACAAAGAUCAGCACCUCCUAAAGCUACUAACUGAUUUUGAUGCACCUGUUCCUAUUCCACCAAAUGAAGGAGUGUUUUCUCUUGGAUGCAGAUAGGUGUGGACCGAGUGUCUACACAGACCCCGUGGUGCUGACACAGUGACCUUAUGGCUUCUGCUGCCCGCAAGGCAGUCCAGGAGCUGGUCUGCCGACAGAUCAAAGAGGGAAUCAUGCCCCACCAACGGAGAUAAAUACACACUUCCUCUCUUCUCUUUCACACUGGUUUUUUCCCACAGUCCUCAAACCACCCCCCUCCAACGCUGAAGCACGGCCAGCUCAGAGGAAAUGACCGACCACAUCAAGCAGCUUGCCGUUGCUCUGACAGGAGUGCUCACUCAGGACAGGAGCUAGAUGCUCAUAUUCAUCAGGGGAUUGCAUGUUUUUUGUAUUUAGGUAGUGGCAGUACUGCAUGUCUCAGUAAAACCCAAAUUCACCCAAACUCACCAUCGUCUCACCAGGUGCCAUGAAGGAAUCAGGAUUUUCUAGUCCUAUCACAAUCACUAAGUUUUGUAAUCCAUUUCUCCCAAAUCAGUUCUGCUUAAAUCUACCAAAUACAGCACACAGUAUCUUUAAAAAGGGCUUGAAUGAUUUUAAACAAUCUGACUUUGUUUUAAUCAAUAUUUCAAAUAGCCUCACAAUAUUUUGGAUUUGAGGUUAUGAGAUGCAAAGACAUAAGUUAUGAGACACUUAUUUUAAAUCACCCUGUUUUGUUUUAAAGCCUCUGAGAAAUAAAAACUGAUUGAUUUUCUUCC